UACACACACCCAAACCCACACACACACCAUGGGGCACCCAGAGUUGGUGGUCGUCAGCCUGAUCUGUUGCCUAGCAGCUGCUAGUGCAGCGACGUUGGGAGUCGUCUACACGGAGGGGGGCUUUGUCGAAGGUGUCAAUAAGAAGCUGAGUCUCUUUGGUGGUGACUCAGUGGAUAUUUUCAGGGGCAUCCCCUAUGCUGCUCCCCCCAAAGUCCUGGAGAUUGCUGAGCGCCAUCCUGGCUGGGAAGGAACCCUGAAGACCACAGACUUCCAGAAACGAUGUCUUCAAGCCACCCUCACUCAGGAGAACACCUAUGGCAGUGAGGACUGCCUCUACCUCAACAUUUGGAUCCCACAGGGAAGGAAGGAAGUUUCUAGCAACCUGCCAGUCAUGAUCUGGAUCUAUGGUGGGGCCUUCCUGAUGGGGGCAGGCCACGGUGCCAACUUUCUGAACAAUUACCUCUAUGAUGGGGAGAAGAUUGCCACCCGAGGAAAUGUCAUUGUGGUCACUUUCAACUACCGCGUUGGGCCUCUGGGCUUCCUCAGCACUGGAGACUCUAACCUGCCAGGUAACUUUGGUCUUUGGGAUCAACACAUGGCUAUUGCAUGGGUGAAGAGAAACAUCGCAGCCUUUGGUGGGGACCCCGACAACAUCACCAUCUUUGGGGAGUCAGCUGGUGGGGCCAGUGUCUCCCUCCAGACUCUAAGCCCCCAUAGCAAGGGACUCUUCAAGCGAGCCAUCAGUCAGAGUGGUGUGGCCUUGAGUCCUUGGGUCAUCCAGAAAGACCCCCUCUUCUGGGCCAAAUCGAUUGCCAGCAAGGUGGGAUGCCCAUUGGAUGAUACUGCCAGGAUGGCCAACUGUUUCAAGAUUACUGAUCCCCGAGCUCUGACUUUGGCCUAUAAGUUGCCUCUGAGGGGCAUGGAAUACCCUGUGAUGCUUUAUCUGGGCUUUACACCAGUCGUUGAUGGAGACUUCAUUCCUGAUGAUCCAAUCAACCUCUUUGCCAACGCAGCUGACAUUGACUACAUCGCUGGCACCAACGACAUGGAUGGCCACUUGUUUGCCACUGUGGAUAUGCCUGCUAUUGACAAGAGCUACAAGAGCAUCACAGAUGAAGAUUUUUACAAGCUGGUCUCUGGACUCACCAUGACAAAAGGUCUUCCUGGUGCCAAUGCCACCUAUGAGUUCUACACACAACAGUGGAGCCGAGACUCAUCCCAAGAGACCAUGAAAAAGACUGUGGUGGAAUUUGAGACUGAUGUCCUCUUUCUGGUGUCCACAGAGAUUGCCUUGGCCCAGCACAGCGCCAAUGCCAAGAGCGGCAAAACUUACAGAUACCUGUUCUCCCAUCCUUCUCGAAUGCCUAUUUACCCUGACUGGAUGGGGGCUGACCAUGCUGACGACCUCCAGUAUGUCUUUGGCAAGCCCUUUGUCACACCCUUGGGUUAUCGGGCCCAGGACCGGACUGUCUCUAGUAGCAUGAUUGCCUACUGGACUAACUUUGCCAAAACUGGGGACCCAAACACAGGCAAUUCUGAAGUCCCUACCCAUUGGGAUCCUUACACUGCAGAGAAUGGCAACUACCUGGACAUCACCAAGGAUAUAAAUGCCAACUCGAUGAAACAGCACCUGAGAACCAACUUCCUGCAAUUCUGGACCCUCACUUAUCAGGCCCUCCCCACAGUGACCGGUGAAGACAAAGUUCCCGAAGAUGAAGUUCCUGAGGACAAUGUUCCUGUAUAUAUGGCAGCUGACUCUUGAGGUGACUGCUCCAUUUCCCACGGUGGCUGACUUCAUGUAACCCCCAACUGGUUCUGUGCCCACUCACCAGGAAGUCAAGUGCCCAUGAGGGCCAGGAUCCAGCAGUGCCUAUGUGGCUCUCUGCCCCUUCCCCCUCACUCCCUUAA
Molecule: messenger RNA, 1908 nt
Organism: Trichosurus vulpecula (common brushtail)
Lineage: Eukaryota; Metazoa; Chordata; Mammalia; Diprotodontia; Phalangeridae
Gene: CEL
Product: carboxyl ester lipase
Exons: 11
Coding region: 29-1762 (577 amino acids)
Biological process (GO): modulation of chemical synaptic transmission; neuron cell-cell adhesion; presynaptic membrane assembly
Cellular component (GO): cell surface; postsynaptic specialization membrane; synapse
Molecular function (GO): neurexin family protein binding; signaling receptor activity; triacylglycerol lipase activity
Source: RefSeq, a predicted model, not a curated record